Carassius auratus (goldfish) is the source of this 994-nucleotide messenger RNA. RefSeq names its product otoconin-90-like. NCBI's taxonomy places the organism in Eukaryota, Metazoa, Chordata, Actinopteri, Cypriniformes, Cyprinidae. The transcript is spliced from 7 exons. Gene Ontology annotation, biological process: lipid catabolic process; phospholipid metabolic process; arachidonate secretion. The coding region runs from base 286 to 846 and encodes 186 amino acids. Gene Ontology annotation, molecular function: phospholipid binding; calcium ion binding. The record is from RefSeq and is a predicted model, not a curated record.
GUGUGAUCCCACUUCAUCUCUUCAUGUGUGACCUGAUACAAACCUAAAGAGUGUGUAGUUCCUGCAUUUUGCCCUUUGACCUUUUAGAGUGUCCUAAAUAGGCCUUUGUUCAUUUUGGGAUUAUUUACUCAUCUCUUACACGCACCUGCAUUAGAAGAAGAUUGUGAAGCACCAAGUUUGGAUGUAUGUGUUUCCGAUUGCUGAAGCUCUGGUUUGGCCUCUUCACUGUGCUGGACUGAAUAGGAAUAUUGGAUGGUACCACUGAUUGUUUAGUAGCAGAUAAAGAUGAAGCCGCUGUAUCUUUUUCUCCUCUUCACCCUGCAGAAAGUUCAUGGCACUGCUGUUUUCUGCCCAGAAGCAAGUGACCUCAGUUCUGACGAGCUUCUGAUUGGUUGUCUGGGGGUGCGGUUCACCUGGCUGUACUCGGUGUUUGAUGACCUGCGGUCGGUUCUGGAAUUCACGGUCAGUCUGCGGUGUGAGACCGGACUCUGUCCCGCGGACAUCGACAAUCACGGACAUUACUGCAGCAACGCAAACACACGGGACACCGCGCGCAAACACGUACAGCCUGCCGACACACUCGACCGGUGUUGUUUUACCCACUUGAGAUGUUCUCAAGAGCUAAAGGAGAGAAACUGCAGUCGGAGGAUACCAACAUACAACAACUACACCUGCAGCUACAACUCCAGCUGUGAUAUGUUGGAUUUCUGUGAGGAAGGAUUCUGUCAUUGUGAUCAGAUGGUUAUAGACUGCAUCAGCUCCAACCAUCCCAGUCACAAAACAGGUUGGAGGCAACCAACCAAUCACAGCACAGACAGACUCUCCCUUUGUGACGGAUUUACCUGAUAAUGAUACCGAUAUUAGUGACAUGGUCAAUGGAACAGGAGUUAAUGGCACACUGAAUGAGACUAUGACUAACUUCAACAAUGAGUUGGUGCUGGUUAACGGCUCUCAGAGCAGCAAUAUCCAGAGCACAAAGUACCCUGGGAUAUAU